This is a messenger RNA of Colletotrichum higginsianum IMI 349063, 1386 nucleotides long. Its product is annotated as Mitochondrial distribution and morphology protein 10. The record is from RefSeq and is a predicted model, not a curated record. Bases 1 to 1386 code for a protein of 461 amino acids. Gene Ontology annotation, cellular component: ERMES complex; SAM complex. The transcript is spliced from 2 exons. NCBI's taxonomy places the organism in Eukaryota, Fungi, Ascomycota, Sordariomycetes, Glomerellales, Glomerellaceae. Gene Ontology annotation, biological process: establishment of mitochondrion localization; phospholipid transport; protein insertion into mitochondrial outer membrane.
AUGCGCGAGUUCAUGAGCUACGUGCAGAGCGCGUUCUACGAGGCGACUGGCUGGAACCGCGACAACUCGUACUCGUCGCUCAACGCAACUGCGGAUGCACUGCUCAACUUCCCGACGCCGCAAGGUCUCCGUCUCACUCUCUCCUCUCUGGCGACCCCUCACUUCGCGACGUCAUACCAGCUCGGCUCCGUCGGCGUUGUCGACGGCUCCAUCUCGUACCUGUACUCGUCUGUGCCGCUCCGUGCGAAUCUUGUCCCUCAGUCCGAUGCCAUCCCGCUACCGGCGCUGCUGCGCGCCUACCGACCACUCGCCGACCUCCCACCCCGAAUCGAAGCGACACCAUACCCCCUGCUCAGCCCGGCCGCCGCCUCGCUGUUGUAUGGCCGUCUCUACCUCCCCGAGUCCAUGCUCGAGGCUCUCGUUGUUAAGCGGAUCUCCCCCGCGCUACAGCUUCAACUCAGCGCAGUGUCGGGCAAGUUCCUGCGCAACGGCGGCACGCUGCUGGGAAUGGCCCAAUAUGACGUUGGCAGGUAUGCCAUCGAGGGCCUUGCUUCAUCGGACGGUGGCCUCCUCGGCUUCCGAGGCAUGUACAACUUUGGCGGGGACGUGGAGAACAACCAACAACCACAAUUGCGCUCCGGCGGCCGGCCGACCGGGAAGCCGGUGGGAGUCGGCGAGGACGCGAAGGAGCGGAUCUACGGACGAUUCAGCGCCGGCGGCGAGAUAUACUAUGGCACAUUGAACAAAUCGGGCGGGGUCAGCUUCGGGGGCCGUUUCGCGACGCUGCCCGAGCAUCGCGGGACACCGUUGACGGCGACGCUGACGCUAAACCCCCUGAUGGGGAACAUCAGCGCCAGCUACGCUGUCGUGGCGGGCAAGCACUGCAGCCUCGCGACGAGGAUGGACUUCAAUGUGUACAGCUAUGAGAGCGACUGGUCCGUGGGCAUGGAGCUGUGGCGCAAAAACCUGACCCGCAACAUUGAGCCGGCACUUUCGGCCGAGAGCCUCGUCAAGAAAGAGCGGAGCUUCCAGGCAAAGCUGGAGUGGCGGCUGGAUGAGCCCGAGGGCGUACCCGAACCCGAGGAGCUGAGACCCGUCGUCGUGACCGGCAACAAGGACGAGGAACGUAAGGAGAAGCCGAGGGAGCGCAGCUUUCAGGCGAAGAUGGAGUGGAGACUGGAUGACCCUGCGCCGGAUGACACGAAGGCGGUGGAGGACGAAUACGGUAAUGUCAUCAAGGCGCGGUUGGACCAGAAUAUGAAGAUCGGGAUCAUGUGGGAGGGUAGGGUCAAGUCUCUCCUCUUCAGCCUCGGCAGCGCCAUCGACCUGCGCAAGCUUGAUUCGCCAUUCCGUACGCUGGGGGUGGAAAUACAGUUCUCGUCAUGA